Molecule: messenger RNA, 1818 nt
Organism: Pezoporus flaviventris
Lineage: Eukaryota; Metazoa; Chordata; Aves; Psittaciformes; Psittacidae
Product: vitamin D 25-hydroxylase
Exons: 5
Coding region: 569-1714 (381 amino acids)
Biological process (GO): xenobiotic metabolic process
Cellular component (GO): intracellular membrane-bounded organelle; cytoplasm
Molecular function (GO): heme binding; iron ion binding; oxidoreductase activity, acting on paired donors, with incorporation or reduction of molecular oxygen, reduced flavin or flavoprotein as one donor, and incorporation of one atom of oxygen
Source: RefSeq, a predicted model, not a curated record
CACUUCCUUAGGCAGGCUUUGCUGUUCCAGGGCUUGACAAACCUUUCAGUGACAGCCCAGUUGUCACAGAGUGUUUAAAUAGGCUAACUUUAUUUCAUAUUGUGGAGGUCAACAGCUGAGAUGAAGAAAAAACUAGAGACUGGUGUAGGUAAAACCUACAGAUUUGUAACGCUAAGAGAAAUAUUGAACAGGGCACAGGAUUUCAAUCUGGAGUUUAGCCUCGGUGUUAAUUUUUGAAACUUAGGUUAAGAUUUUCAUUUUGUUUAUCCUGUAUGUGCCUUCUGCAGGAUAUAUUGCAUCUUUCUCCAAAGCAUCUAGUGCUAACCACUUCUGGAAACGGGAGAUGGGACUAGCUGGGCUAUGCUGUCAUAAGUUGGCUGUCAUCAUGGCUCUCACUUCUAUCAUCUGAUGAUUCUUUGGGAGCCUGUGCAAAAUCUUCAGUCUCGAUCUCGGAGGUAUAUCUGCUAUUGUACUGAAUGGAUAUGAUGCAGUAAAAGAAUGCCUUGUUCAUCAAAGUGAAAUUUUUGCAGACAGACCAUCUCUUCCCUUGUUUAAGAAGCUGACAAACAUGGGAGGCUUACUGAACAGUAAAUAUGGCAGAGGAUGGACAGAACAUCGCAAAUUAGCUGUAAAUACCUUUCGAAUUUUUGGAUAUGGUCAAAGGUCCUUUGAACACAAAAUUUUGGAGGAAGCUAUGUUUUUUCUUGAUGCCAUUGAUACAUACAAAGGCAGACCAUUUGAUCUAAAGCACUUGAUAACAAAUGCUGUUUCAAACAUUACGAAUUUGAUUAUUUUUGGACAACGUUUUACGUAUGAAGAUACCGAAUUUCAGCACAUGAUUGAGAUUUUUAGUGAAAAUAUUGAAUUAGCUGCUAGUGCUUCUGUAUUUUUAUAUAAUGCUUUUCCUUGGAUUGGUAUCUUGCCAUUUGGGAAACACCAGCAGCUGUUUAAAAAUGCAGCUGAAGUCUAUGACUUUCUUCAUGACCUUAUUGUACGUGUCUCUGAAAAUAGGAAGCCUCAGUCACCUCGACAUUUUGUAGAUGCAUAUUUAGAUGAGAUGGAUUGCAAUGAAAAGGAUCCAGAAUCUACAUACUCAAGAGAAAACUUAAUUUUCUCUGUUGGAGAACUCAUCAUAGCUGGGACAGAAACCACAACAAAUGUUUUAAGAUGGGCAGUGUUAUUUAUGGCUCUUUAUCCAAACAUUCAAGGGCAAGUUCAAAAAGAAAUCGAAUUAGUCAUCGGCCCAAGCAAAAUGCCUACCUUAGAAGAGAAAAGCAAAAUGCCAUACACUGAGGCUGUUCUACAUGAAGUUCUAAGAUUCUGUAAUAUAGUUCCACUAGGUAUUUUUCAUGCAACUUCGAAAGAUACUGUUGUGCGUGGUUACUCUAUUCCUGAGGGCACUACAGUCAUUACAAACCUUUACUCCGUUCAUUUUGAUGAAAAAUAUUGGAGCAAUCCAGAAGUGUUUUUUCCUGAGAGAUUUUUGGACAGCAGUGGGCAAUUUGUCAAGAAAGAUGCAUUUAUUCCUUUUUCACUAGGAAGAAGACAUUGCCUUGGAGAACACCUAGCUCGAAUGGAAAUGUUUUUGUUUUUCACUUCAUUACUACAACGAUUUCACCUGUGUUUUCCUCAUGGCAUGAUUCCAGAUCUCAAACCAAGAUUAGGCAUGACAUUACAACCACAGCCAUACCUCAUCUGUGCAGAAAGACGAUGAAGACAAGGAUCUAGAUUGUCAGGUGAAACACAGUGUUCCAAGUUGCAGCUGAGGAUCUACUUUGACUUCUAUUUCUAAAUGUCUUCAUGUCAGAGGAACAAAAA